AUGGCCUCUAGAAGCAGUAGUUCGUUGCAGCGCCUUCGGGCUCGAGGAGGUACCAGCGGAAGAGGACUCGCUGCGUUGCUAGAGAACGUCGCCGACGACGGGCAGGGGGAAUCCUUCAACGUCGAGAGUGCUGUCGCCGAAGCACAGAGGCUCGCUGCGGGAUCAGUGGGCCACAGGACUCAUUCGAUCAAAACUCAGCAAGACGAGAACAGGAUUCUGGACUCCUAUCAGAGAUUCGUCAAGCUCGUCAAGAAGCUCGGAGACUGCACAGACGAAGAGCUCGAAGCAGCCAGCUUUCCGGACCCCGUGAAUGGCAGCUGGGAAGAGGUCACACAGUUGAUGCGAGAGUAUAUCAUGUUUGCCGCCAAGUUCACCCCCUCUCGAAAUUCCUCUCACAACUAUAUCGCCUAUAGCACCCUUCGCGCCAAAGUUGACAAGCUCAUCUUCUGGAUCAAAUACAAGUUUCAAUCCCGACCUGUCAUUGGAGCCAAAAUUCCGACGUGGCAAAUUAAACAGAGACUGAACGAGGCGUGCGCCUACAUCGGUCAAGAGUUGGGGCUGUUGUCUGACCGAGGCAUCAAGAAGUCCAUCUUGACGUACGCCGAGGUGAUUUAUCUCAUAGACCAAGACGCAACAAGAACAAGCUGCUACGAGCUGGCAGAGGCUCAUCAUUGGGCAUGGCUGGUUGCGAGAUGCUGCGCGCUGCGCCCCGGAUCUCUUGGGGCCCCCAGAGAACACCGAGGCGCCACGAUCCUCAAGGACAACGGGCCAGAAUUCAUCGUAUGGGACGACGUCCAUUUCAUCAGAGGAGAGCAGCUCGGAGAGUUCACCUUGAAAUUAAGGAUCCGCAACAUCAAGGACUCUAGUCUGCAGUCCAAACUCGACAAGGGCGUCGCCCAGAAUGCAAAGGGCCUCACCUCUUCCUUCACGGACUUCGAGUUCCGAUCUCCGCGCCAACAGGCAAAUCUUCCGUUCUCUCCGGCGUUACGCCUUUUGGUCAUUGCCCUUCGGCGACAGGCCUUGGAGGGAGUUUCGACGAUUGAAGAACUCCUUACUGGCGACUCCAAUCGUAUCCGGGUUAAAGAGGAGUUUCUUCAUAAGCCCAUCAUUCUCGCUGGGGCCCCGCGAGGACUAGGGAUCACAGAGAAGCCAGCAACCUCGGGGGCCUUGACCGACUACAUCAAGACCAGGGCAAAGGAAAUUGGCAUGACCGAAGCCAUUACCUUUUACUCUCUCAGAAGGUCCGCCGCCGACACAAUCGCGCAAACGUACGGCUUGGACGUGGCCAGACAAAUCAUGGGCCACGACGCGGAGAGCGCAACGCUCGAGCGCUCGUAUCUUGACCUCCGGCGCCGUGUCGACCUGACGGCAGUUGGGCUAAACGAAAAUCACCAGCAGAGAGAGGAAGAGAUGGAACGUGACCUAAAUGGCAAUGUCCUUUUCCGACUAUCCGAGUCCGUAAUGAAGACAAUCAUCGGGCCGGCGUCCGAUGCGUUAUACCACAAGCUUGCUGCCGAGGACGACCUUCUGCUGAAGUUGGAUGAUCCGGCCGCCAUCAAGUCCCGGAAGCGAUGUCUCCGCCGAGUCGCCAACGAAACGGCGCGUUCUCAGGUCAUUGAGGAGCAAUCGUAUCAGAUCACGAACCAAGAUGUAGAUGCCAGAAAGCGUGAGAUUGUCAACCGAAUGGACCGAUUUACUAUGGGCUUGGUAGACAGAGCCAGAGCAUCCAUGCGCACACAAGGGCAUUGCCCUCCUGGGCAGUCUACGUCUGAAGACGGCAACGAAGAUCCUGAUGAUGACUUGUUUGUACGCCAAGACGCAAUCGCGGAGCCGGACGCCGACGACCAGCCCCGCCCAGCCGCCAUGACCGUUGCCGAGGAGCCUAACUACGGAGAAGCGGCCGCCGAGGUCCCGUUCCUGGAUGCAGUCCGUCAUGUCCUGGAGAUGCUGCUCGACCAUCGGCCCCAUGACGUUCCCGUAUACAAGUGUCACUUGUGCGCAAAUGACAUCACGGCAAGUCAGAAAAUGAAGGAUCGGAUCUGGCCCUCCCUGGCCCAUCUCACCAGGCACCAAGCCACUAAGUACCACGUAGGGUACGAGUCCUGGCUCCGACGAGCCAACCACGUCAUGAAGGCGGAGAGGGCACCUGGUUUCGCUUGCGAGUUAUACGUUAGCUGUGCGCCGGCCGGGUCCCCUGUCCAGGUUUUCGAGACAAUCAAGGAGCUGGAAGAUCAUGUUAAUGAGUCAAGCUCCACUGGCCUGACUGGUGUAGACUAUUCCUGGGCGGAGGAGCCGGAGGCCAUCGAGCGGCACGAUGUCCUCAAGGAGGAGCUGGGCUGGAAUGGCCCCGGUUUCCGAGUUUCUGAUGUAGUGGAGAAGCGCAACAAAAACGACCGGGCCCGAAAGCGCAAGUCUCGUGGCUGGAACUUGUCGGGCAUCCAAGAGCUCGAGGAAGCACGCUACAAUCCCGACCUCCCUGGCGUCGUAAUGGGCGGCCCCAAGACGCCCUUGCCGGCCAUCGGCCGCCAAGGGGGCAAUGUCCUUCUCGUGCCCUGCACCAAAAUCCCCAAGGCUCACGAAGGGGUUGGAACCAGGCUCUAUAACAUCCAGUCUUUGACGAAUCUCUCGGCGAGGCCAUACAAACCUUUGGGCACGCGCAGCACAACUCUCUCUUCGGUACCAGGUACGAUCUGA
Messenger RNA from Colletotrichum lupini, 2694 nucleotides. RefSeq lists its product as uncharacterized. The transcript is spliced from 3 exons. The record is from RefSeq and is a predicted model, not a curated record. Gene Ontology annotation, molecular function: DNA binding. Gene Ontology annotation, biological process: DNA recombination; DNA integration. The coding region runs from base 1 to 2694 and encodes 897 amino acids. Lineage: Eukaryota; Fungi; Ascomycota; Sordariomycetes; Glomerellales; Glomerellaceae.